AUGGAGCACACAACCACAAACAUGUCGAAGGCACCCUCACUCGCCUCAAUCCGAAUCCUAGCCUUCCUCCUCUUUCUCGUGUCAUCAGUAUCCGCUCUGCAGGUGACGCCCGGCUCGAAAUGUGCGUCCGUCUGUCUCGACCAACAAGACGGAAACAGCCUUGACCCAGCGGCCUCGUCGAAUAGCCCGGAUGAUAUGGUCUGCAAGGAUGUUGAGUUCUACUCAGACGCCAAUGGCCUCAAGUUCAAGAGUUGUGUAGAGUGCCUGCAGAAUAGCGAGCAAGUCAAUGGAACGGAAAACGAUAUUAGCUGGUUCCUCUACAACCUGCGAUAUGCGACGAGCGUCUGUCUCUGGGGCUGGCCGACACACAAGAAGAACGUUUCAUCUCCUUGUGACAUUGACUAUGCCUGCCACCCGCUUCAAAAGGCCCUCGAGACGGGGAAUCUCAACCCAGCCAACGAGACGGAGUACCAGUACUGCACGGCAGGUGAUUCAGUCUUUCAGAGCUCAAGUGUUCAGAACUGCAUCCAGUGCCUACAAGCCAGCAGUGACCAGAACUAUAUGUCCAACUUUCUCAUCGCUCUCGAGGCAGGCUGUAAGCAACAGCCGGCGCCCGGCCAGCUCUUGGGACUGAGCGGCGCAAUCUUCUCAGAUUAUGCCGUCAAUAUCACAACGCCGCCUUCAAACGUGACGGCAGCCGACACCAAGAAGAAAGACAAUGGGACCAUGACAACGGGCACCAUCGUUGGUAUCGCCGUCGGAACGGGACUGCUUUUCCUUGGUGGACUAGCUCUCUUCUUUGUAUAUUGGCGCAAACAGCAGCGGUAUAAGAGAGAGGACAGCGGUUCCCCAGAUCCCUAUGACAAACCACUACGCAGCGGCAGCAGUUCCAUAACUGCUACGAACAGUGGCACGGUACCUCACUAUACCUUGGAUUACAAAUCCGAGCCGCCAAGCUAUGAGCUACAGCAGCAACAACAACCACAGCCACAACCGCCGGCACACAUCGUCAGUCACUUCUCGAGCAAUGCAGACUACUAUGAUGAUUUGGAGAACCAGAACCGCGGACGGCCUCUGCCCCAGAACCAGCCGGCUGAAAUCACCAGCGUCAGUCAUCACGCCAAUAGCGCACUGCCUACCCACCCUGCCUAUGUUCCCCGGGGCUACAUAGGAGGCCGGCCCAGCCGCAACUCGUCGCCAAACCAGCGACCGCGGCCCAAGUCUAACAAGCCCGACUCAUACGCCAUCCAAGUCUACUUGAACGCCCAAGAAGACUCCAAGAUACCACCACCACCCCCAAACCCGCCCCAGACACGGUCCACCAAGCCCAUCCCGGUGGCCGCAUCCAGAGCCUCGCAAUUUGCAGGCCCACCCGCAGUCUCAACAUCUGAGCCUGCUCCUGCUCCUGCUCCCGCCCCACCACCACCGCCACCACCUCCACAGGGGCAGAAGAAACCGCCCGUGCCGUCCCUCAUCCUGCCUUCCGUGCCUCGAAUACGAGUGCCGAAGAAGUACCCUCCACCAUCAAUACAGAUCCAAGAUGCCACGCCCAUCGAAAACCAGGGCGGGAACGACAGGUUCGCCAUCUCCGGCCCGCUGGCAUUCCCGGACGAGCGCUUCAGGAACAGAUCAUCCUCGCCCAAUGACCGCGUCGUCGAGCACGUCGUCCAGCCGCCCCAGAUCUCGCCGGUUCCCAUCGGGAGCGGGAAGAGCUAUCUCUACGGCUGA
This is a messenger RNA of Phaeoacremonium minimum UCRPA7, 1728 nucleotides long. Its product is annotated as putative exo-alpha-sialidase neuraminidase protein. The transcript has 3 exons. The record is from RefSeq and is a predicted model, not a curated record. NCBI's taxonomy places the organism in Eukaryota, Fungi, Ascomycota, Sordariomycetes, Togniniales, Togniniaceae. Bases 1 to 1728 code for a protein of 575 amino acids.